Molecule: messenger RNA, 402 nt
Organism: Ambispora gerdemannii
Lineage: Eukaryota; Fungi; Glomeromycota; Glomeromycetes; Archaeosporales; Ambisporaceae
Source: the annotation of a GenBank genome assembly
AUGACAAAAAAUAAUGGAAUGCCUAUUGAGGUAAACAAAAAAUCUUUUGAAGCGGUUCAAGAAUUAAAAGACGAAUAUCAAGUACCAUCGUUUGAGGAAUUUAUGAAAACUUAUGAGAAUGAUGAAGGAGUAAUUGAGGGUUAUGAGAAUGAAAUUAAAAGUUAUGGAGAUAUAGGAGUAAAUAGAAGUUAUGGUCCGGGAAGCAACCAAAGCAGCUAUAGUGAUAACAGCGACCAAGCGAGAACAGCAAGGCAUACCGUAAAAGUUGCGGUUGGUGUAGCAUCAAACGUAGCUUCAAAAGUAGCAGGUCCUGCGGCUCCAAUGAUUACCGGAGCCGUUACGAGUGUAGUAGGGGAAAUAGGUCAUGCUUUAAGUUCGGACAGUGAUUUUAAAGAUGCUUGA